Molecule: messenger RNA, 1793 nt
Organism: Ceratotherium simum simum (southern white rhinoceros)
Lineage: Eukaryota; Metazoa; Chordata; Mammalia; Perissodactyla; Rhinocerotidae
Gene: RPE
Product: ribulose-5-phosphate-3-epimerase
Biological process (GO): pentose-phosphate shunt; carbohydrate metabolic process
Molecular function (GO): D-ribulose-phosphate 3-epimerase activity
Source: RefSeq, a predicted model, not a curated record
UGGGGCGCCGCGUUCGUCGCGCCGGGCCUCGCGGGGUCACCUGCCCUCGGGGACCAGCACCAUGGCGUCAGGUUGCAAGAUCGGCCCGUCCAUCCUCAACAGCGACCUGGCCAACCUGGGGGCCGAGUGCCUGCGGAUGCUGGACUCCGGGGCCGACUAUCUGCACCUGGAUGUAAUGGACGGGCAUUUUGUUCCCAACAUCACCUUUGGUCACCCUGUGGUAGAAAGCCUCCGAAAGCAGCUAGGCCAGGACCCUUUCUUUGACAUGCACAUGAUGGUGUCCAGGCCGGAGCAGUGGGUGAAGCCGAUGGCGGUGGCAGGAGCCAAUCAGUACACCUUCCAUCUUGAGGCCACAGAGAACCCCGGGGCUUUGAUUAAAGACAUUCGGGAGAACGGGAUGAAGGUUGGCCUUGCCAUCAAACCAGGAACUACAGUUGAGUACUUGGCUCCGUGGGCUAAUCAAAUAGAUAUGGCCUUGGUUAUGACAGUGGAACCUGGGUUUGGAGGGCAGAAAUUCAUGGAAGAUAUGUUGCCAAAGGUUCACUGGUUGAGGACCCAGUUCCCGUCUUUGGACAUAGAGGUCGAUGGCGGCGUAGGUCCUGACACUAUCCAUAAAUGUGCAGAGGCAGGAGCUAACAUGAUUGUGUCUGGCAGUGCCAUUAUGAGGAGUGAAGAUCCCCGAUCUGUGAUCAACCUGUUAAGAAAUGUUUGCUCGGAAGCUGCUCAGAAGCGUUCUCUUGAUCGAUGAAACCACAAGGAGGCUUAUGUUUCUGCUCAUGAAGUCUCCUCUCUCCUGGAAAAUAAGAAUAUUGACUUCCAGCUCAUAUCACGGUUGAGGCAGUGCUGCUGUUCCGAGCAACUAUUCAUUCCAGUGACUAAAAUCUAUGGUGCAGAAUGUUAUAAGAGGUUAGAAAUCGGUGUGUAUAGCUACAUUUGUAGAGAUGGAAUUUAAAGAUUAGUGUGGUAAAAUACCGUUUUUACUGCGAGACUUGAUUUUUAUAAAGAGUAAAAAUAUGGCUGUAUUAAGGUUAUAAAAAGAAAUGUGUCUUAAUGUCUAAGGAAGGCUUAUUAGCUACUAUGGAAAAAAUGUUUUUUUCUGGAUUUCUAAAAAGAAUAUUUUGCUGUUUCUCAGCUGUUUUCCAAAAGCAAAGGAAGUCCUUGUUUUCCCUGUUUCAUGUCAUUUUUGAUUUGUAUAUGUGCUUGAUAAUUUGAGUAGAAUGGAAUUUAUGAAAAAUCUAAGUUUGGAUCUGGCUGGGAUGGCAUACAUUUUCUUCUUGCUUCUAAAACAUUUAUUUUUCACUUUGCACCUUAUAUUUGAUACAUAAAAACAAUGCAUGAAGCCCAGAAAUUUUCUGGUGGUCUAUUCUAAAACACAAGCAUAGAUUUUAUCAUGGUGUUUUCUUUGCUGGAGGGGCAGGCUCUUCAGUGAUUCCCCCCACCCUUUUCUUAAUCACACCCACUGUUCUUCAGCACGUGAAAUAAUGUUGUGCCUCCUCUGAGCAGAAAGGAAAGGAAAGCCUCUAUUUGGAAGUAAUAUUGAGUUGAAUCCUGACCCUUCCCCUUUCCUGCGAUUUGAGCUUAGAAAAUCACAUCAACCAGCCUCUUUGAGCUUCCUCAACUGGUUUAUACAUUGCAUGUAGUUAUAACCGUGCAGGGUUGUUUUGAGGUUAAAAGAGAUACUAUUACAUAUGUAAAGCUUCCACUGCUAUUCUUGGAAUUGUAGGGUAGUAGAAUUGAGGGUGCUCCUUACAGAGAAGCUGUCAUCAUUAUGUAAAUUAGGUUUUCUAGGUUAU